Molecule: messenger RNA, 675 nt
Organism: Thrips palmi
Lineage: Eukaryota; Metazoa; Arthropoda; Insecta; Thysanoptera; Thripidae
Exons: 3
Coding region: 333-590 (85 amino acids)
Molecular function (GO): protein binding
Source: RefSeq, a predicted model, not a curated record
UGUCGGCAUGGCACUCGAGUCAUCGACUGCGAUGGAAGACGAAUUCGAUUCGCGGUUCAGAAUGGCACUCGAAAAACCAUGGCGACCGUUCUGCGGCGCAGCUCGCGAUUUGCCGCGGAGGCGGAAACGGUCCAAAUCCGUGCCGCCCGUGUGGCGCACGGCUCCGAGGCUCCGCAAGGCAGGCCUGCGCGUUCGUUGGUUGAUUACCGGUGCGAGUCCUUGUCCUCCGAGUCCGGCCCUGGUCCGAGUCUCCGAGUGCAGUGCAGGGCGACGCAGUGCCGAGUGCAGGCUGAGGGUCUCCGACCGCCGGUCCGGCACGGCAUCACGGCAGCAUGAAACCCUCCGUGCCCCUCCUGGUUGCAGCGACACUGACGCUGCUCUGGUCCGCGGCGUCCGGGGAUGCGCCCACGGCCAACAAGUGCAACAUGGUGUGUGGCAGAAACUACGACCCUGUCUGUGGAGAGGACCAAGGAGUUCAGAAGACCUUUUCCAACAGGUGCAUGAUGGAGUACUACAACUGUCUCAAAGGAACUGAUUUCGUCAUUGUCAUACUGGAUGAAUGUGCCAAUGAAGAGAAACUUCCGUUCUGAUCUCCAGUUAAAUGUAUAUUUCAUAUGAACCUCACCUGGUGAUUUUGAUUGCUAGUUAUAAAUUAUGACGUUGGGAGGCUAAAUU